AUGCUUGUCUGCCAUCAGUGGAAAGAGAUCGCCUUUGAAAUCCAGGAGCUCUGGAAUAGCAUUGAAACAUACUGGGACGAUAAAGAUCAUAUCUUGCUGGAGAGGUCAGGCCAAGGCCCGCUCAAGGUGCUGGCUUUCGACAAAUUGGAACCCUCUUCUGCUAUUGCACAGGCUCUCCAAAAGGUGGAGCAUUCAUCCCGAAUCCAAGAGCUGUACUGGACAUUUCCCUCAGCACGUGAAAACCUUCGAAUGCCAGCGCCCUCGCUGAGGUCUCUUGCAUUGCACGGUGACCGGACGCCAGAUGUAUCACUCGAACUCUUCGACAACCACACCCCGUGUCUGGAACACCUGUCACUAUCAAAUGUGAAUUGGCUGCCCAGCAAUGCGUUCGCCAAACUGACAUUCUUGGCUCUCGCCAAUUGCAUGGUACCUAAAGCUCCCAUCAAAUUACGCAGCUUGCUUGCUGGAACGCCGAAUCUAGUCGAUCUCAUCCUGCAAAAUGUGGUUGGCGAGCAGUACGGCGGAGCAGAAACUGAGCGUGCGGACAUGAAGCCUGUGUCACUCGCUCGGUUGCGCCGGUUGCUGAUCCACUAUAUGUGGGCCGAUGACAUCGAUUAUAUCUUCCAGGAUUCUCAGCUAAACGAAGACGUGUCCGUCUCAAUCAAAUGCAGGAAAAGACUCGAUGAUGAUCAGCGACUUUUAGAGUUGGUGUCCACUUGGUCGUUGAGUGCCUUAAAGCAACCCAAGGAACUACAUCUCCAGCAGGAUGUCGUCGUCGUUGCUGGAGCCUCUUCUGGUCUCCGUUUUGAGGACUGGAGCUGCACGACCCUCCAAGGUUGUACCGUAUUCAACUGGCCACAGGUCCUUUCCCUUUCCAGCAUCUCUUACCUGUGCAUAUUUGACCGAGAUGCACGCAGGCCGCCCGGUCUUGAACGUGUCCGCAACCUUCUUAGGCAGAUGACUGCACUCGAGACACUGUCCGUCAACGUUGAGGUCCUGACGAAGAUCGUCGAUGCACUCACACUCUUCCGAGACCCAAUCGACCCACCUCUCUGUCCCACACUGACCACGCUACGUAUCGCCAUCUGGAAAGAUAGCGAUUGUGACAUCAUCCUGGACUCUAUCCUCCUGCACGGUGCACAGCUUGGCAUCAAUUUAUAUCGGGUUGAUCGAUCCUCAGCCUCGUGAACACUGGCGACCUCGUCAAGCUGUGAAGGACCAACUGCAUGGCAACUUCGAGUCGGUGAAUUUCGAGAUGCUGUUGUAUGAUAAGGCAUACAACAUUGCUUUGCCGCUGGUUUGUAGUGAGGAGGCGCAUGCUUUGUGGCCGCCCUGGCUUUAGGUGUUGUGUGGACGAGAGAUUGACGUGGAUUGCAGUGAGACUGAAUGUAUGCUCAUGUCUGGGUUCUCAUCUCGGUUGCUCAUCGCUCAUCACCAGUUAUUCUGACGCUCACAGAGCGGGGAUGUAUUAGAGGAGAAAAAAUGUAAAUUGUGCUACAGCAGAUGUCCACUUUUAUAACAUGCAUU
Messenger RNA from Laetiporus sulphureus 93-53, 1527 nucleotides. RefSeq lists its product as uncharacterized. The transcript has a single exon. The coding region runs from base 1 to 1188 and encodes 395 amino acids. The record is from RefSeq and is a predicted model, not a curated record. Lineage: Eukaryota; Fungi; Basidiomycota; Agaricomycetes; Polyporales; Laetiporaceae.